AUGUAUAUCCUCUUGAUCAACCUAUCCUUGGGAGACCUGUGCUUCACCUCCACCACAGUUCCCAGACUCCUCUAUUCUCUGUUUACUGGAGACCAGUCCAUCAACCACACAGCCUGCCUGACUCAGGUCUUCUUCUUCCUGAUGGCGGGCAAUGUAAGUAGCUAUGUGUUGGCAGUCAUGGCAUGGGACCGAUAUGUUGCUGUUUGCCGACCUCUGCACUAUGCUACUGUGGUGACACGACCACGUUGCAUAAUGCUCAUUGGUGGGGUCUGGGUUGGCACAACUCUCCAUUCCCUGCUCCAUACAGUCCUCAUUGCAAGACUCACCUUCUGCAGUAGUCGUGAUAUCCCACACUUCUAUUGUGAUGUCUACCCUUUAUUGCAGCUUGCCUGUUCUGACACCUCCCUCAACUAUAUAAUAGCCCUAGUUGAGGGUAGUACAGACAUCAUCUUGCCUGCUGCUUGUAUUGUCAUAUCCUAUGUCUUCAUUGGAGCUGCAGUAAAUGGAGUCCGAGCUACUGGGGGUUUGCACAAGGCACUUGCCACAUGUGGAUCCCAUUUAGCUGUGGUCAUGCUUUUUUAUGGAACAUUAAUUAUUGUUUAUAUACAGCCCCUAGGUCAGACUGAGGUUCAAGGAAAAAGCGGAGAUCUUGUAGCCUCAAUUAUGUUCUCAGUGGUGGCUCCUACAUUGAACCCCUACAUAUAUGGUCUUCAGAACCGUAAAAUUAAAGCAUCUCUGGCACUUCCAAACAUUGCCAUGAAAGUUACAUUUUCUGCUAAAGUAUUAGUCAAAAGCGAAAGGAAACCUUCUGAUCUCUCUUUCUUUGGGCGUCUCAACCGUUCUUUUCCGGUCUCAGCACAGAUAAUGGUGGAAGAUGGCCGUCGAAAACUGGGAUUUGACUCUUGGAAAAGGGCGAGACAAGGAAAGAAAGAGGGCGGGGCAAAAAGUCCCCUGAUUGACGGAGAGUUUAGAUGGUGUUAA
This is a messenger RNA of Sarcophilus harrisii (Tasmanian devil), 981 nucleotides long. RefSeq names its product olfactory receptor 1361-like. The record is from RefSeq and is a predicted model, not a curated record. Bases 1 to 981 code for a protein of 326 amino acids. Gene Ontology annotation, molecular function: olfactory receptor activity; G protein-coupled receptor activity. The transcript is spliced from 2 exons. Gene Ontology annotation, biological process: G protein-coupled receptor signaling pathway. Lineage: Eukaryota; Metazoa; Chordata; Mammalia; Dasyuromorphia; Dasyuridae. Gene Ontology annotation, cellular component: membrane.